AUGCCAAUGGAAGGUUCCUCAACCUCUAAGCUCACCAGCAAUGGUGUAGCUAAGAACAUUGCCAACACCGCUCAGUCCAUCUCAACUGCACAGCCAACGACGCCUCUCCCAGAACUAGAUGCCUCUCUACUACAGAAAACUCUCACAAACAACCCACGUCCAGUCCCCGAACUCAACUCACCAGAAAUCGCACAAUCGAAAACAUGCACCGAUCAUAUGAUCACCGCAUCCUGGUCCGUCACAAAUGGCUGGGAAGCCCCCGAACUCAAGCCGUACGGCCCGCUCUCCCUUAUGCCAACCGCCUCUGUCCUGCACUACGCCACCGAAUGCUUCGAAGGCAUGAAGCUAUACCGCGGCUACGACGGCAAACUACGCCUUUUCCGCCCUAACUUGAACUGCAACCGCAUGCUCAUGUCCAGCUCCCGCAUCGCGCUCCCCGGCUUCGAUCCACUCCAGCUCGAAAAGCUCGUAAUGGCGCUCUGCGAGCAAGACGGCUCAAAAUGGCUGCCCAAAGACCGGCCGGGAAACUUUCUAUACAUCCGCCCCACGAUGAUUGCAAGCGACUCCACGCUCGGAGUGCAGCGGCCGAAGGAGGCGCUGCUAUACAUCAUCCUGUGCUGCUUCCCCGUCAUGGACGCGUCAACAGCAGGCAUGAAGCUCCUUGCGUCGCAGGACGACAUGGUGCGCGCGUGGCCGGGCGGCUUCGGAUAUGCCAAGGUGGGCGCGAACUACGGACCCUCAUUAGUGGCACAGGGCGAGGCGCGCAGGAUGGGCUAUGAUCAGAUUCUCUGGCUCUUUGGUGAUGAGUGCAAUGUCACGGAGGCAGGUGCGAGUAACUUCUUUGUGGUGUGGAAGACGAAGGAGGGCGUGACGCAGCUUGUUACUGCGCCGCUGGGAGAGAAGAUUAUCUUGGAUGGCAUCACGAGGCGUUCGACGCUGGAGCUUGCGCGCACGAGAUUGGUAAAUGGCUGGACGCCUACGGAUGGGAGUUUGCCGGGCAAGCUGGAUGCUAUUGAGGUUGUGGAGCGCAAGUUUACGAUGAAGGAUAUUGAGGAGGCGUAUGAUGAGGGUCGCUUCAUCGAGGCGUUUGUUGCUGGUACGGCGUUUUUCGUGGGUCAAGUCAGUUUGAUUCACUUUCGUGGCAAGGAUCUGAACAUCGAGAUGCGUGAGCACGGAUAUGCUACUACGCUGAAGGGCUGGCUGAGCGGGAUCAUGUACGGAAAGGAGAAGCAUGAGUGGGCAGUCAUUGUGAACGAGACUGAGUCUUAA
Molecule: messenger RNA, 1269 nt
Organism: Pseudovirgaria hyperparasitica
Lineage: Eukaryota; Fungi; Ascomycota; Dothideomycetes; Acrospermales; Acrospermaceae
Product: branched-chain amino acid aminotransferase
Exons: 1
Coding region: 1-1269 (422 amino acids)
Biological process (GO): L-valine biosynthetic process; L-leucine biosynthetic process
Cellular component (GO): mitochondrion
Molecular function (GO): branched-chain-amino-acid:2-oxoglutarate transaminase activity
Source: RefSeq, a predicted model, not a curated record